AUGGCUGCUGAUUCUGCCCGUCCACUUCAUCCCCCUCCUCCCCGCUUUUCUUCUUCUUCUUCUUCUUCUUCUUCUUCUUCUUCUUCUUCUCACCCUCCCCCGGACCGAUCAGUCCUCGACCACGAUGCCUUCCUCCCCAUCGCCCUCGUGGGCAUCGGCUUCCGUGGCCCCGGAGACGCCAUCAGCCCCACCCGGCUAUGGUCAAUGAUCGUCGACCAGCGCGAGGCCUGGUCGCACAUCCCCGGCUCGCGAUGGAACCCCUCGGCCUUUUUCCACCCCGACCACGCCCGCCACGGCACGAUCAACGUCCACGGGGGCCACUUCCUCGCCGAGGACGUCGCCCGCUUCGACGCCCCCUUCUUCAACAUGACCAGCGACGAGGCCGCGGCCAUGGACCCGCAGCAGCGACUCCUGUUAGAGGUGACCUACGAGGCACUGGAGAACGCCGGCAUCCCCCUGCCCACCGUCAUGGGCAGCCAGACCGCCUGCUUCGUCGGCUGCUUCAACGCCGACUAUACGGACCUGCUCCUCCGCGACCCCGACUGCAUCCCCAUGUACCAAUGCACCAACGCCGGUCAGUCGCGCGCCAUGACGGCCAACCGCGUCUCCUACUUCUUCGAUCUGAAGGGGCCCAGCGUCACGGUGGACACCGCGUGCUCGGGGAGCUUGGUCGCCCUCCAUCUCGCGUGUCAGAGUCUGCGCACGGGGGACGCCUCCAUGGCCAUCGCGGCCGGGGUCAAUGUGAUCCUCAGCCAUGAGUUCAUGUCCACCAUGACGAUGAUGAAGUUUCUGUCGCCAGAGGGACGCUGCCACACCUUCGAUGAACACGCCAAUGGAUACGCGCGGGGGGAAGCCGUCGGCUGCUUGAUCCUGAAGCCGCUGCGAGACGCGAUGCGCGACGGGGAUCAUGUCUACGCGGUCAUCCGCGGCACGGGGUCGAACCAGGACGGGAGAACCCCCGGCAUCACCCUGCCCAGCGGGUCCGCCCAGGAGGCGUUGAUCCGUCAGGUCUACCAGCGAGCGGGCCUCGAUCCGGUGGAAACGGCCUUCGUCGAGGCGCAUGGCACGGGAACCCAGGCCGGGGAUCCCAUUGAGACUGAAGCGCUGGCCCGAGUCUUCGGCCCCGGACGGAGUGCGGAGCGCCCGCUGCGCAUCGGCUCCGUCAAAACCAACGUGGGCCAUCUGGAAGGCACCAGCGGGGUGGCGGGGGUCAUCAAGGCAGCGCUGAUGCUGGCGAACCGCACCUUUCUUCCCAAUCGCAACCUCACCACGCUCAAUCCCCGGAUCCUGCUCGACGAGUGGAAGCUGAAGGUCCAACUUGCGUGCGAACCGUGGGAUACGGUCGGUCCGCAUCGCGUCUCCGUCAACAGCUUUGGGUAUGGUGGCAGCAAUGCGCACGCCAUUUUGGAAGAUGCUGAGGGAUACCUGUCUGCCCGUGGCUUGUCCCCGCUGCCGUCUGACCCGGCGAAAGACCGACUUCGUGUUUUCAUGCUGUCCGGCUUCGAUGAAGAGUCCCUGUCGACAUACAUCAACACCCUACGUACAUAUCUAGAGGGCUUAGGAGCUGGGUCCAUGAGCAAUCUUGCAUAUACUUUGAACAAGCGUCGCACGGCGCAUUUAUAUAGAGUUGGGGUGCUGGGUGACUCACCGGGGGGGUUGGCAGACGCGCUGGCGCAGGCGAAGGUCUCCAAGGCCCCUCGGCGACCGACCGUUGGAUUCGUGUUCACUGGCCAAGGGGCGCAGUGGUGCGGCAUGGGACAGGGCCUCAUGGCGGCAUACCCAGUCUUCAGAAAUUCGGUUCAGAAGAUUGACGCCUACCUGAAGAGGAUCCACGCGCCAUUUCGUAUCGCGGAAAUACUCGAAGAUGAGUCUGUCCAGUUAAGUCAUCCCCUCCUCAGUCAGCCGGUCUGCACCGCGUUGCAACUCGCCGUGGUGGAUCUCCUCGCGUCCUGGGACAUCCAUCCUGACUCGGUCACCGGGCAUUCCAGCGGCGAGAUCGCCGCGGCCUAUGCCGCUGGGGCUCUGACUACGGAGGAUGCCAUGGCCGUGGCGUACUACCGCGGCGUCGCAGCUAGCCACUUGUCCGAUGAGACGAAAGGCGCCAUGCUCGCCGUGGGGAUGUCUGCUGAUAACAUUCAGCCGUACAUAGAUCAGCUGCAUUUAGGCAGGGCUGUCGUAGCGUGCAUCAAUAGUCCACAAAGUGUCACAGUAUCCGGCGACGUAUCAGCCAUCCAGGAGCUCGAAGGUCUGAUCCGCGACAAGGAGUUCAGCCGCCGGCUGGCCGUCGAGGUCGCCUACCACUCCCACCAUAUGGAACUAGUGAGGGAUUUGUAUCUGGAGUCCAUCUCGCAUAUCCGACCACGGAGUGAGCCGGAGAUAAUCCGCACGCUAUCAAACCGGUCGGUGGGGUUCUUUUCCUCUGUCAGCGGCGCGGAAAUCAAACCCACGGAGCUGGGGCCGCAAUAUUGGUGUCAGAACCUCCUUGGCCAGGUGAAGUUUGCUCAGUCACUGCGGACUCUUUGCUUUGAAACCACUGGGAGCAGAGCCCUGAACAAGAAGCGUCCCCGACGCACUGCGCGCAAGGUCAAUGUGGACUGCCUGGUAGAGAUCGGCCCACAUUCAGCACUAUCUGGACCCAUCAUGCAGAUUCUAAAACACGACAGCAAGUUAGACGCAGCGGAGAUUGCAUAUUUCAGCGCUUUGGUACGAAAGGAGAAGGCUGUCGUGACUGCUCUGUCCAUGGCCGCCACUCUGGCUGCCCGUGGCUUUCCUAUCAACUUCCGCGCGACCAACGACCCCGAGACCCUCCAGGAGCCGUGUCUCGUGGUGGACCUUCCCUCUUACGCAUGGAACCACUCUCGGUCUUACUGGGCAGAGCCACGGACCAGCAGAGCGUUCCGCAACCGCAAGUAUCCCCGGACAGAUAUCCUCGGUGUGCAGGACCAAACGUAUCCAUUCGAACCGCGGUGGCGGAAUUUCGUUCGUCUGUCCGAGACUCCAUGGCUGCGGGACCACAGGAUCCAGUCAAAUAUCGUAUAUCCCGCUGCUGGAUACAUCGCCAUGGCCAUUGAGGCAGCGUCCCAGGUUAUGGGCGACGUGAACAUUACCAGAUUCUAUCUACGCGAUGUCUUGAUACAAUCCGCCCUGGUUGUUCACGAAACCUCUGAUGCAGAAGUCGUAACAUCCCUCAGAGCUGUCGAUGACGGCACAUGCAAGGGUCCAUUGUAUGAGUUCCACGUGUACUCUGUGACCGAUGACCGAUGGAUAGAACACUGCAAAGGCGCUGUUGGGAUCAAUCUAGAUGGGUUCCAUACCGGGAAGAGUACACCGUCUAGCUCUGGAAUGGCACCGGUCAACAUACAAGCGUUCUAUGAAGACCUAACCACCGCCGGACUCGAGUACGGACCCUGUUUCGCCAACAUCACGCAGGCCCGCCACGCCACCGAGACCUGCGUCGCGGAGAUCACCAUCCCAGACACUGCGACCGUCAUGCCCAUGCACUUCCAGUAUCCGCACCUUAUCCACCCAUGCACCCUGGACAGCAUCAUCCACUCAUGCUUCAUCAACACGGAUAUGGCGAGGGGACCUGCCAUCCCCGUUCGGAUCGACGAGAUUCGUAUUGCGGCCGGUAUCACGAGCACCCCUGGCAGCAGACUAGAUGUGCAUACGCGGAUCACCAGGGAAACGAAACGUGAGAUCGUGGCUUCGAUUGCUGUUGCGGAGGGGGGCGCGGCGACAAUGUCGAUAACAGGACUCCAUUGCAGACGGCUCGAUAUGGUAGAUCCUGCGACUCAGGUGCAGAAGAUCGCUUACAAGUUGGAGUGGAGGGUUAAUCCGGACUUGUUGUCGGUAGGUGGGCUUGAGAGAAUUCUGGGGCCGGAUGUUGGCGAUGUUGAGAUAGGGAGGGUGUAUGACGAGUGCGCGUUGUUCUUGUUGCGGAAGGCUAAGGGUGAUUUGGAUGGGUUUGAUGGGAUUUCCCCGUCGAAAAAGGAACUACUUGAGGAGUUCAUCGAUGGUGAGGCGGUAUUGCACUCUUCGGAAAGUCUCAUCGAAGCAACAAGAUCCUCUGGUCCCGAAGGGAGAGCAUUGUGCGAUGUGGGUGAUAGACUGGCCACGAUACUCCAGCAGGUGGAUUCCGGUGGCCCCGGCACUGCAUACCGGGACAGCGUGCUCUGCGACCCAAUCUUCUCAAGUGCUGGCAAGUACCUGAAUCUAAUCGGACACAAGAACCCCAUGAUGUCGGUUUUGGAGGUAGAUGCCUACGCAGGGGAUGCAUCAUGCGAGUUCCUUCGACAAUUGUCCGGGCCAGAUGGCGUUCCUCGGUGCGGCAAAUAUACUUUGACGCAUGCGGAUGAAUCGGGGUUCGAGGCUGCAGCGAAGGAACUUUCCACGUGGGAACGAUGGGUCAGUUUCAAGAUGCUGGAUGUUAUGGGGGAUUGCGAUGCUGAUGGGUCGUACGAUGUGGUGAUUGUUCCCUAUGGGCUGCGGGCGGGGUCGGUUCAGACUGCUCUCGCGAAUAUCCGUUCGCUGCUUAAACCCGACGGGCGUCUGGUUCUGGUUCACUCGCUGCACACCGCGGCUGAUGUUCUGCUUUCUGCUGACUGUGAUGCCUGGUUUGAUCGAGCAAGGCGCUCCGUUGACUGGCCUACGAUACUCAACACAGCCAGCCUGGACGUAAAGGCGGUUAUUAAGUCAGGUCGCAAAUCGAUGAUAAUUUCGCGGCCUGUACACAACCCCCCAUCCACUGCCCCUAAAUUUCUGCUCAUUACAGGGGAGAAUUGCCGAGGAAUAUGCGCCUACCUGAAAGAUUUUCUCCUCUCUGUCCGUCUGAACGUGGAGAUCAGUGAUAUCCGACACGCCGACCCGGCGGGAAAGCUGUGUGUUGUUUUGAGCGACCUCGACGCGCCUGUGCUGGUGUCUCCUGGCAAAGAUGUGUUUGAGCGGAUUAAAUCAAUUCUCCUAAAAGCAUCGGGGGUCCUCUGGGUAACCAAGGGCGGGAUCAUCUCGUCAACCGAUCCUGACGCUGGUCUGGUUACUGGCUUUAUACGCACAGCUCGCUCAGAAUCAGCCGUGAAACGUAUCGUGACGCUGGACUUGGAUAAAGAGAGACCUCUUGAUGAGGAAGAUGCGUCUAAGCUCAUUUAUGAUAUCCUCCACCGCCGCUUCCUGAUCGACGAAGGCGAAAUCGAUGACGAGUACGCCGAGCAAAACGGGUUGCUGCAUAUUCCGCGGAUCGUGGAAGAUACGGCCCUGAACCAGACUCUUGCUGCGUCGGAUGACGGGUUCAUCCUGAAAGAUGGGCUGUUCCAUUCCCAGGCGUGUCUUCGAGCUGUAUGCGAUAACGCAGCCCGUCCGCGACGGGUCAACUUCGUGCGGUAUGACCUGCCUAAUCUGCCGGGGGAUCAUGUACGUAUCCGGGUCCAUGCCGUCGGUAUGGACACACGAGACGCGGACCUCGUAUUCAGUGCGGCGAAAGACGUCGUCUUGGGCUCAGGCUGCAGCGGUGUCGUGGAAGCCGUGGGCAAAGACAUCCAUGACCUUGUUCCCGGCGACCGGGUCGCAGUGCCAGGGUUCGGAAGCGGCACGGCAGCCAGUCUAUAUCAGGAUCGAAGAACAGCCUUCCACAAGAUCCCGACGGACAUGUCGUUUGAGUCGGCAGCUCUGGUAGGGAUAUAUUGUGCCGCGGUCCAUGCUGUCCAUUUAGCCCAAGUCAGUGCGUCCGAUACCGUUUUGAUAUCUGUGGGAAAUGGGGUUCUUGGGCAAGCCAUAGUCGAACUAUGUCUACUAUACGGCACCCGUGUGUUUCUCGUUCUCGAAACAGCAGAUCAGAGAAAUUCCCUCUCUGCUUUUUAUAACAUCCCCGAGGACCAGAUUCUUCUGCACCAGGAAUCGAGUUUCGGGAGGUUGUUCCCGGUACCGGGAAAGAUGGUAUCAUUCGAUGUUGUUAUCAACUGUCUUGAGUCGGAGAGUCAGAUCCAGGAAUUAUGGACUGUCGCACAAUCGCGAUUCGUCCAGUUCACUGGCACUCACACUGGGAACCGCCAAUGGGCGCUGCCCCAUUCCCAUUCCAGAGAUAUGCAGUUCGCAACAUUCACCCUUGACAGCUUCCGAAACACCUCAGAUCAGAUAUGGAAUGAAGUAGGCCAGCUCCUCACCGACAGCAAGCUCCGCGGCCCUCCAUUUGUUACAACAUACCCUGUCUCGAAAGUCAACGAAGCACUGGAUUUUCUUGUCUCCGAGCAUUCAGUGAACUCAGACUCGGUAGUCCUCACAGCUGCAUCUACCGACCUCGUCAAGACCCUCCACCCCCACAACCCAACAACCCUCCACCCAGAAGGUUCAUACAUCCUAACCGGUGGCCUAGGCGGCAUCGGCCGCGCCAUAGCCAUCUGGAUGGCCGACCACGGCGCCCGGAACAUCAUCUUCGUGAGCCGAAGUGGGUUGUCGAGUCCGCAGGCUAGAGAGACAGUGAGAGAACUGGAGGAGAGGGGUGUGAGUGUCUUGGUUAGGGAGGUGGAUAUUUCUGACGAGGGACAGGUGAGGGAGAUGCUGGGGGGGUUGUGUGGUGGUGGUGUGCCGAGGAUAAGGGGUGUCGUGCAGGGGGCGAUGGUUUUGAGGGACAUCCACAUCGAAAAAAUGACCGUCGAAGAAUACACCUCCGUCCUCCGCCCCAAACACGCCGGCACCUGGAACCUGCACCGCCACCUCCCCCGCGACCUGGAUUGGUUCAUCAUGCUCUCCUCCAUCAGCGGCAUCAUUGGCAACGCCACGCAGGCCGCCUACGCCGCGGGCUCCAUCUUCAUGGACGCGUUCGCCGCCUACCGCACCUCCCUCGGGCUGCCCACCGUCUCACUGGAUCUGGGCGUGAUUACUGAUGUCGGCUAUCUGGCUGAGAAUGCUGAGCUCGCGGCGAAGAUGGCCAAGCAGGGUUUCGCGGGGACGGAUACCAGAAGGUUGAUGCGGCUGUUUGAGGCGGGUAUUGCGGCUGCAACUGCUUCAGCAUCGGCCGGCAUUACUUCUGCUCCUGCUCCUGCUUCUAUGUCCAGACCAAACCCCCAAAUUAUAUCCGGCCUAGGAACCUAUUCCCCCCUCCACUCUCUCCCCAACUUCGACGCCCCUCUCUUCACGCAAUACCGACGAAUUUUCACAUCCAUCUCCACCACCAACUCAUCGGCAUCCUCCACCCCCACCGAAUCCGACCCCUGUCUCUCAAUCCAAAAAACCUUGAAAUCCGCACAAUCCCCCGAAGAAACCACCUCCAUCAUCUCCACCGCUCUAUCUAACCGAAUCGCCUCCCACCUCUCCAUCCCAGUGGAGAACAUCAACCCGACCAAUCCCAUAACGCACUACGGUAUUGACUCGCACGUUGCUGUUGAUCUGCGGAAUUGGAUCCAGAGGGUCAUUGGUGCGAAGGUCUCUAUUUUGGAGAUUUUGGGGAGUGCGUCGUUGGGGGAGUUGGUGGGGAGGAUAGGAAUGAGGUUGGAAUUGGAUUUUGAUUUUGGGGGGGGUUUGUUGGGGAUGGAGAUGGGGGUGGAGAUGGAGGUGAGGGGGCGGGUUGAGACUUUCUUUUUUGUCUUUCUUGGUCUUUUUUUUUGUUUGUUUGUGGUUGGGCUUUUUGGGUAUAGUUUAAACUUUUGUUGGUUGGUUGGUUGGUUUGUUGAUGUUUUUGCUUUUUUUGUUUUGUUUUGUUUGGUCUGGUCUGUCGGGCUUGCUUUUGGGCUGUGGGCUGUUUGUGAGGAGGAUGAAGGAGGAUGAGGGAGGAUGAGGGAGGAUGAGGGAGGAUGAGGGAGGAUGAGGGAGGAUGAGAGGAGGAUGAGUGGUGUGGUGUGCAGACGUGCUGUUUUGGGAAAUUGAUGCCAGGUAUAAUGAGAUGAACUGAACUGAGCUGAAGUAAAAUUGAAACUGAAAUUGAAAUUGAAUUUAGAUACAAAAAGUGAGAUUGAC
Aspergillus heteromorphus CBS 117.55 is the source of this 7944-nucleotide messenger RNA. RefSeq names its product putative polyketide synthase. The record is from RefSeq and is a predicted model, not a curated record. Gene Ontology annotation, molecular function: phosphopantetheine binding; oxidoreductase activity; fatty acid synthase activity. Gene Ontology annotation, biological process: fatty acid biosynthetic process; secondary metabolite biosynthetic process. The coding region runs from base 1 to 7755 and encodes 2584 amino acids. The transcript has 9 exons. Lineage: Eukaryota; Fungi; Ascomycota; Eurotiomycetes; Eurotiales; Aspergillaceae.